This is a messenger RNA of Oryza sativa Japonica Group (Japanese rice), 1685 nucleotides long. RefSeq lists its product as uncharacterized. Gene Ontology annotation, cellular component: cytoplasm. Lineage: Eukaryota; Viridiplantae; Streptophyta; Magnoliopsida; Poales; Poaceae. The record is from RefSeq and is a predicted model, not a curated record.
CCUCCAUUGGUUCGCAAUAUCCAUUUCCAUUUCCAUUCCACUCCCGAUGGCGGCGGCGCUCUGCUCCGCAUCCCCGGCCAUCUCCGCCGCGGCGGCGGCGGCUCUCGGUGCGGCCGCGCGCCGCCUGCGCGUGCGCGUGCGCGCAGCCUCGCGGCCCUACUGCGCCGCUCCGGCUCCGCCACGGGCUGCGGCUGCGGUGGGGGCACAGUCCUGGAGGGCGCGGCGGCGGUUUGCCGCGUCGGCGGCUUCCACGACCACGGAGGAGGAGGAGGAGGGAGCAGGUGCUGAGGUGAUGAUCCCGCCCGACAACCGCAUCCCCGCCACCAUCAUCACCGGCUUCCUCGGCUCCGGGAAGACAACCUUAUUAAAUCACAUCUUGACUGCUCACCAUGGAAAGCGUAUUGCCGUCAUUGAGAAUGAGUAUGGAGAAGUUGAUAUUGAUGGUUCAUUAGUUGCUGCACAAACUGCUGGAGCUGAGGACAUAAUGAUGCUAAAUAAUGGGUGCCUUUGCUGCACUGUUCGUGGUGAUUUAGUCCGUAUGAUUGGCGAAUUGGUUGACAAGAAGAAGGGGAAGUUUGACCACAUUAUAAUUGAAACCACUGGUUUAGCAAAUCCAGCACCCAUUAUACAGACUUUCUAUGCAGAAGAUACAGUUUUUAAUGAUGUCAAGCUGGAUGGUGUUGUGACUUUAGUAGAUGCAAAGCAUGCACGGCUACAUCUGGAUGAAGUAAAGCCCAAGGGUAUAGUCAAUGAAGCAGUUCAACAAAUUGCAUAUGCUGACAGAAUCAUAGUUAACAAGAUUGAUCUUGUUAGUGAGCCUGAAGUAUCUUCCUUGGUUGAGCGUAUUAGGAGCAUGAAUCGCAUGGCUCAUUUGAAACGAGCCGAGUAUGGGAAAGUUGAUUUGGAUUACGUGCUUGGAAUUGGAGGCUUUGAUUUGGAGAGGAUCGAGAGUGCGGUAACUGAAGUCUCACAUGACCACCACACAGGGCAUGAACAUAAACAUGACCAUGAACACCAUCAUCACGACCAUCAUCACCAUGACCAUGAACACAAACAUGACCAUCAUGCACACGAUCACACCCAUGAUCCUGGUGUUUCUUCUGUAAGCAUUGUUUGUGAAGGGGAGAUGGAUCUUGAAAAGGCUGACAUGUGGUUGGGAAACCUACUGCUAGAACGCAGCGAUGACAUAUACCGGAUGAAGGGGCUACUUUCUGUCAGUGGAAUGCCUCAGCGCUUUGUCUUUCAGGGAGUGCACGACAUUUUCCAGGGAUCUCCCGAGAGAAUGUGGGAACCAAAUGAGCCACGCAUCAACAAGAUUGUAUUCAUAGGCAAGAAUCUCAAUGGGGAAGAACUGGAGAAGGGCUUCAAGGAUUGCCUACUGAAGAAAUAAGCGAGAAACGAGUUUGUACGUUUUUCCUACACACGGGAUGGGAAUCUCCAGCUUCAUGAUUUUGAGCUUUGCGGCUGUAGAACUUAUCCUUGAAUCUGAAGUGCGAUUGAAUGAACUAACUUGCAUCAUUUGCGAGAUGUACAGAAUGGGUAACCGUAAUAUCCUUGUAGCCUUGCCAUCAUUUACAGUUACGAAUUGUACCCUGAAAUUGCGCACGCUGUAAUUUGAACAUACAGAGAUGGUGUUUCUUAAUUCCUAGUAAAAUCGUAAUUGCAUCGUGGCACUAUGGAUGGAA